Molecule: messenger RNA, 438 nt
Organism: Aureococcus anophagefferens
Lineage: Eukaryota; Pelagophyceae; Pelagomonadales; Pelagomonadaceae
Exons: 2
Molecular function (GO): oxidoreductase activity
Source: RefSeq, a predicted model, not a curated record
CCCUUCGACGCGACGCGCGUCAACAUGAUCGCCGUCGGCGCCGGCAUCGCGCCGAUGGUCCAGGCGCUCGACAGCAUUUUACACACGCCCGGCGACACGCGUCGCGUCGUCCUGCUCUACGGGAACCGGAGCUGCGAGGACAUUCUGCUCCGCGAGACGCUCGACGCCUGGGCCGUGACCCACGCGGACCGCCUCAAGGUCGUCUACGCCGUCGGCAGCCGCUGGGCGAACGUCGGCGUCCUGUGGCCGCGACGAGUCGGCUGGGUCGGCCGCGCGUGCAUCGAGAAGCACGCGUUCGCGCCGUCGCCGGACACGCUGACCUUCGUCUGCGGGCUGCCGUCGGUCUACGACUCGCUCUGCGGCCCGCGCGGCGACCCGGAGGUGGCCGGCGUCUUGCGGGACCUCGGCUACGCGGCCGCGGACGUCGUAAAGUUCUAG